UUGUAGCUUCGAGAAGAAUUAAUGUGGUGCCAGGAUGGUGCGGCGAAUGAUGACGCAGGGAGAAAUAAACUUGCAGGUAUAGAGUAUACAGAUCGUGGUUUUUGAUCCGGUUCGGGGAGCACACUGGAAUUUCGGACUUUGUACCUCUGGAGUUUGGACUUUACCAUUCCAUCUCCUCUUUUUUCUAUUCAUGAUAUUUCUGCUACUUCCAUAGCAAAUCGAGAUCGAACUUAUGUCGUAUCAAGACCAAACCAGAGAAAAUGAGGUUGGAAAUGAAAAAGAAGAACCCUACACGGCACGGUAAGUUAUCUCAAUUCUCCUCCAUGACACCCUGUGUUCCACAAGCUCUCAACCAACCAACACUCCACAUCAAUACUUCCACCAUCAACCCAUCAUCAAACCCUCGGAUAUCUCGGGUCCUUCAAACAAAACUUAUACGUAGUAUACCAGCUCGCAUCAAACCGCAUCAAGAAGGUCAACAGAACAGUAGCUUCCUUCCAAGUCACCCCUCCACUAGCUCUUCCGGAGUAAAAUCAAACAUGCGGCGCAGCGGGAACUACUGUAGAUACGAUAAUCCCGCGUAUCACUAGGUAAUCCCGAACCAACAGUAGUACAAUUCCUUCUUUACCCUUUACCCAAUAUGGGUAAAGAAGCCUGUUUAGUGAGUGCCUCUCCCGUACAUUACAGUAUAGUAGUCAGCAUUACAGUAGUCCCUUCCGAGCUCCCGGGAAGCGAAGCGAAGCCACCCACCAACAACAGUAGACGUCAGAUCAGGCCAGGUCGGGUCCGCUACUCGCACUACCUACACCAUACAAAAUACAAUACGCGAAACCGAGCUCACCACUCUGCCUACCUAAGUGUGGUACGGAGCAAAACCACCUACCUAUCCAUGCGAGAUGGAGAUAUGCACACGAGCAGGACCACAAGCACGAACUCUCCCCGCCCCCUAGCUCGCACCCCCGCUUAGAGACAUGAAUCCACAUUUGACAAUGACACAUUAUUGACACAUCGACACCUUCCCAUCUAAGCCUGGCGUCGACGAUCUCCCUUGGUAUAUCUUAUCAGGAGCUUGUUCGUGAUUGGCAAAGUCUUGAUCUAAAGCUUGGUUUGGGAUAUGCGGAUCAUCUAGGUAAUCAUUUUUUUGAGAUUAUGUUAAUAAUGAAUUACGGGCUUGGCUGCUUUUGCAGCUGCCGUUUUUGGGAGAGUGAGAAUGAGAAUGAGAGAUGAGGGUGAGAUUGAGAUUGAGAGUCUGACUGUUUGAGGAGGGGAGGUAGGCGCUGUGUUUACGCCGCAAUGGGGACUUGGCGGGCGAGAAUGAGAGGGGUGAUUGGAGGAUGAUUGGAUUGGGUAUGGGCGAGAGAGGGUGAUGAGAGGGUCUGAGGGCUUUGGGGAUUAGGAUCUGGGAGGCGAGACUGAAGGGAAGGGUUGGAGGUCGUGAUUGUCCUAAAGGAGUUAGUGCAUUGUGGAUACAGAUUGAAGAGUGGAUAUAAUAUGGACUAGAUAAUUGGGGAAGAAUACGGACGAGAGGCCGACAAUGAAGCCGAGGCUGCACCUAGCUGGAACACGAAGGUCUGCAUGGGCAUUGAGCGGGUUGUUGUUGUUGGUAAUUCGGAAGUGAUUUUGCUUGAUUUGAUCAACUGGGUCGCAGGUAUGCACAAUUGGGCACACUCCAGCCCAGCCGUCCCAAUCCAACCAUGUCCAACCUAGCCAACCUCGCCCUCGACGGCGGCGACCCCCGCCAAGGCGAGAAGAAAAACCCCAACCAAUACGCCCUCGACAACGGCCACGAAGCCGGUCUCGCAAAAGGCUUCACCAUCGAAGCAGCUCAAGUCCACAACGACCCUGACAUCCUGUUCGAAGAGUACUUGCACUAUGCGAAGAUCACGCGAGCCGAGGAGCGUGCGUAUGAGAAGAACAAUAUCAAGAGGGAUGAGCCGUUCUCGCUUGGGGGGAUUAUUAAGAAUCGGUUUUCGAAGGGGCAUAAGCAUGAGAUUAAUGCGGUUGUUGAGGGGGGUCAGAUUACGACUACGCAUAAUGAUUGGUCUACCGUGACUGAUCUGGAAUGGAGACAAGCCUCACGUGCUACGCGAACUGCAUCUUGGGGAUCUAUCUUCUUCCUCAUCACAACCGAUAUUCUCGGUCCUUCUAGUGCUCCCUGGGCUUUCUCAAACACUGGAUAUGGACCUGGAGUCGCACUCUACACUGUUUUCGGUCUCAUGGCUUCGGUCUCAGGGUGGUAUGUCUGGGGUGUUUACAUGCACACCGACUCCGACCGCCACCCCCUCCGCGACUUCGGCCAAGCCUUCUUCCGCGUCUACGGCCCCUCCAUGCGCCACCUAAUCAACGUCCUCCAAUCCCUCCAAAUGAUCAUGCUCGUCGCGGUCCUCAUCCUCUCCGAAGGCGGCAAAGCCUCCCAAGUCUCCAUCGGCCGCAACGGCGAGCACGGCAACGGCCUCUGCUUCGUCAUCUGCCUGCUCAUCAUCGCCCUCCUCGGCAUGGUCCUCGGCCAGAUCAGAACCCUCCAGCGGUUCGGCUGGCUCGCUAACUUCUCGGUUCUGACGACUGUCGUGACGAGUUUUCUGGCUAUUGGUGUGGCGGCGACGAGUGAGCCGAAUUAUGCGGCGAUGUUUAGCUCGUUUGGGGCGACGACUGCGGUGCCGUUUGGGGAGGUGAAUUUCCCCAAUGGGACGGUGGGGAGCCAUAUUCCGAUUAGGAAGUUUGCGGGGACUCCGGAUUAUGGGUAUGCGUCUGGGGGUGUGGGGUUCUUGGGUUCUUUCCAGGGAAUCAACAAUAUUAUUUACGCUUAUGGAGGAGCUAUGCUUUUCUUCAAUCUGCUGGCUGAGAUGAGGAAUCCUUGGGAUUUCUGGAAGGGAAUGAUUGUUGCAGAUCUCUUCAUCUAUUUCGUUUACAUGUUCUUCGGUAUCUUUCAAUAUUCGUACCAGGGACAAUAUACUUUCAGUUCGGCUAUUCAGAGUAUCACGCCUUUCAACUACCGAACUGCUGGUAACAUCUUGGCUAUUAUGGGUGGUCUCAUUGCAGCGGCCUUGUAUGGUAACAUCGGCAUCAAAGUCAUCUACAACAACGUCCUCAUGGAGCUUUUCAACUUCCCCCCUCUAACCUCCAAACGCGGCAAAAUCGCCUGGGUGUUCGUCGUCCCCGUCUACUGGGGAGUCGCAUACGUAAUCGCCACCGCCGUCCCCAACAUCGGCGACAUCUCCUCCCUCGUCGGCGCCUUCUGCAUCGGCAACUUCACCUACACCUUCCCCGCACUCCUCAAACUCGGCUUCGACAUCAAACUCCACGCCAUGCUCCCCGAAGAAACCUUCGAUCCCACGACACGCAAGUACACGCGCUUAGAUGGCGGCUUGAAACGCUGGUGGAGAGGCUAUAGGAAGAGUUUCUGGAUGAGUACCUUUAAUGUGGUGUAUUUUUUGGGGAGUCUGGUUGUGUGUGGACUGGGUUGUUAUGCGGCGAUUGAGGCGCUGAUUAGUGCGUUUGGGGAUGGGGGGACGACGGCGACGCAUUUUAGUUGUACGAGUCCUUUUGCCGGGUAGCGGGGGGUUUUGAGGAGGUGGUAUGUUGCGCAGGAGAUGAGUGAGAUGGUGAUUAUGAUUGUGAUUAGGGUACGGGAAGGAAGUGGAGAUGGUGGGAGGGUGAGGACGCAGGAGAGUUGUACGCAUGUGCUGUUUGGUCUGUCCCUUUGGUGCACCGAAGUGUAGAAAUACAUGCUCAGGAUAGAUGAAUA
Cadophora gregata is the source of this 3745-nucleotide messenger RNA. RefSeq lists its product as uncharacterized. Gene Ontology annotation, molecular function: amino acid transmembrane transporter activity. Bases 1695 to 3554 code for a protein of 619 amino acids. The record is from RefSeq and is a predicted model, not a curated record. Gene Ontology annotation, cellular component: vacuolar membrane. NCBI's taxonomy places the organism in Eukaryota, Fungi, Ascomycota, Leotiomycetes, Helotiales, Ploettnerulaceae. Gene Ontology annotation, biological process: amino acid transmembrane transport. The transcript is spliced from 9 exons.